AUGUCUUUCUCUCCUUCAUUGCAGCUGCAGCAGAAAGGAGGAUCGUUUGCUGCUGCUGCUGCUGCUGCUGCUGCUGCUGCUCCCCUUGUUUCUGCUGCAGCAGCACCAAGCGCCCUCAUCGCGCUGCUGCAUCUAUCCUUAACAACGCUGCCGCAGCAGCAGCAGCAGCAGCAGCAGCAGAAAGCAGCACUAAUGGCAGAGACAGAAGACCAGCAGCAGCAGCAGCAGCACCAGCGGUCUCGGUUGUGCAGCAGCCCGCCUUCUGUAUCUCCAUUGAUGUCUUUCUCUCCUUCAUUGCAGCAGCAGCAGAAAGCAGCACUAAUGGCAGAGACAGAAGACCAGCAGCAGCAGCAGCAGCACCAGCCAGCACUAAUGGCAGAGACAGAAGACCAGCAGCAGCAGCAGCAGCACCAGCAGCAGCAGCAGCAACGGGGAGACGAUGAUACUUGCGAGCCCCACACGCGCCCGCAGCAGCAGCAGCAGCUGCAGCAGCAGCAACAGCAGCAGCAGCAGCAGCACAGCCGGCAGCUCUCACCAGCAGAAGCAGCAGAACUGCAGCAGCACGCGGGCUUGCUGCUGGACGUGCAGCAAUCGUUGCUGCUGCUGAGGAAGCUAGAAGAAACACAGCAGCAGGAGCAGCAGCAGGAGCAGCAGCAGCAGCAGCAGCAGGAGCAGCAGCAGCAGCAGCAGCAGGACGAGCAGCAGCAGCAGCAACAGCAGCAGCAAAAAUGUGAUGAUGAAGAGCUGCGCGUCCAAACGGUGAUGGAGUUUUACGGGUUGCUGCGAGCCAAGUGGCGAGACAGCCCAGACACAGCAGCAGCAGCAGCAGCAGCAGCAGCAGCAAUCGGCCCCCAGCUGCUGCAGGAAGCAGACAAAACCUACAGCUUAUUUUGUGCUGCCCCGCAGCAGCAGCAGCAGCAGCAGCAGCAGCAGCAGAAGCAGCAAGAAGAGAUGCAGCAGGACGAGAAGCAGCAGGAGAAGCAGCAGCCAGAGCAGCAGCAGCAGCAGCAGAAUGAGCAGCAGCAGCAGCAAAGUCCUUCUUCUUUUGAUAAGGCUUCUUCGUUGCCGCUCGCCCCAGAGGCAGCAGCUGCUGCAGCAGAUUGA
Molecule: messenger RNA, 1104 nt
Organism: Eimeria mitis
Lineage: Eukaryota; Apicomplexa; Conoidasida; Eucoccidiorida; Eimeriidae
Exons: 4
Coding region: 1-1104 (367 amino acids)
Source: RefSeq, a predicted model, not a curated record